This is a messenger RNA of Mucor velutinosus, 885 nucleotides long. RefSeq lists its product as uncharacterized. The record is from RefSeq and is a predicted model, not a curated record. Lineage: Eukaryota; Fungi; Mucoromycota; Mucoromycetes; Mucorales; Mucoraceae. Bases 1 to 885 code for a protein of 294 amino acids. The transcript is spliced from 3 exons.
AUGAAAGAAACCAUGGUUCCUGUCAACUGUAUACCUGUUUGCCCAUCUUCUUCUCAGGUGCUCAGUGUUGAGAAGAAGCGUCAUAGUAUCCAACUCGAAGGCGUAAAAAACUGUUCUGUCAAAGCAGACGCUUUGAUAUCAGAAUUUGACAAGUUUGCCUUUGGAGAAAUGAGCACUUCAAAUACAUGCUUGAGUCCUGAGAAAGAAUGUUUAUGCGGCAAAAUGUAUUUCGUUGUGGAGCUCUUGAGACAAAUUGAGCAGCAAGCCUUUGGCUAUACCAUGAUUACCAUCAUCACAACCAAUGCUGACGUGGAGACAGCGUUGCUCAAAGUUAUUAACCAUUACAAUUCUUCGCAGGUUCUCAGAUUAAACAGUCUGUCUUUGCGAGGUGGUCAUGCCGAAGGAACUUGGGUUGGUGGUGUCACUGUUCACAUUCGAUCUGCUCCUGAUCAACAACUCAGCCGGGUCUCUCUUUCUGAUAUGGUCUUGACGUAUGACGCCGACUUGGUUGGGGCAAGGCUCGGUCAUGCUCUUCUCGCCAUACCCUUUGACUGCAAUCCUGCCAUCCUUCAUUUAUGCACAAUUGGAACACCAGAACUUGAUUUCCUCAACUACUUUCUCACAUACGCCAGAAGAAACCGAUUGAAUCUAGAUAGGCUUCAUCAUGAGCAAGUACUCGCAGGACGCAGUAGCCAGCUUUUUCCAAUAUUUCAACAAGAAUUCACUAUAUUUUCAGACGAGGAAUUCAAGAUCUGGAACGACAGCAUUGCCCAGCAAGUAACACAGUGGUUUAUAUAUGAAUACAGCAACGAUUAUUACUAUAAGCCUCUACAGUUUCCUACAGAUGUCCCUAAAAAAUACCUUCAACCACCUCAAUCAGAUUAG